CGGAAGUGGGCGGGGCCACGUAGGGGCGCGUGCUCGAAGGAAAGGGGAAAUUACGCGAGAGCAGGAAACGUCGAAGCCUGUCGCCGCCUAAUUCCGCUGGGCAGCGCGGGAACUUGGACGAAGCUUGAGGGCAGUCUUCUGAUUGUUCUGUGAGGCUCAGUUUAAGUGGGUUUGUAGAAUCCAGGUGGUCGUUUGUUUGUUGAUAAUUGCAGUUUUUGCUGUAUUGGUGAAAUAAAGAAGAUAUGUUCACAGCAUUAAAAUAUCACUCGGUGGACUAUUCACAUGAGAAUUUGAUUAGAAAGAAAUCAAGCAUUAGAUCAUUAUUACUUCAUAUUCCUUCAUAUUUACAUCCUGAUGAGAAUAAUUGUCAUGCUGGAGCUGUUGAUGAAAAAUUAAGGAAGCCAUGGACAAGUGUCUCAAUUCCCAUAUCUCUACAAAUGAAGGAUUUCUCAGUUUUGGAUGAGUGGAAGACAGUUGUUUCUGUGGAGGAUGUUCCUGAAAAGAAGACAGUUUCAUACAAUAUGCCUCAUAUUUAUGACUUUGAAGAAGUUGUUCCAAGUUCGAAUCCAUCCUCUCAAACUGACAUAGAGAAGAGCUUUUUAUUUACUCCAAAUGAAGUCUUUCACCGUGUCACUUAUUCUGAGACUUGCCCAGCACUUCAAACAACCAAUCAAAAUUUAUAUAUUGAUGAUGAAAUAAUUUUUAUAAAUAGUUUGGCGGAAUAUAAAAAGCAGUUACCUACAGUGUCUACCCUCUUGAGUAGACUAAAAGUGUUUUUAUUAAAAGAUCCUUGUUUAGAUUUCAAAGAACAACAGAUGCUCAUGGAAGCUGAUCAUUUCAGAUCACGUAUCCAUUUUGACGUUAUUUUGAAAGAAGAAUUAUAUAUGAUUAAGGAGCUAUUCAAAGAUGAAAAACAAUUCAUUUUGCAAGUUAAAUCUGAAUUAUUGAAACCUGUUAGCCUGCAAGAAAGAACAGAUAUACAAACAAUCUCAGAACUUAAGAAGUCUCUAAAAUCAGCUCCAGAAAUAAUCGGUCAUGUAAUUGAAAAUGAAAAGCUCUUUGAAAGAGAGGACUUGGAAAUGCCUUUAAAUCCUCCAUAUCCAAUAACCCAACGUAUCCUCGUAAAUCCGAUACAUGCCGGACUUCAAACAGAUCAACUUGCUCCUGUUUAUAAAAUGAAAUUUACUCCAGCAGAAAGUUGCACUAAGAAAUGCAGGGUGGAACCAUGGUCAAAAAAGUAUCAAAGUUCCCUGGACUCUUGUUUACUUACAGUGCCACAAACUGAAGAGCCUGUAAUUCACUAUUCAAUUAGAGAUUUGAAAAGAAUGUUUUCUGUUGAGGUAGAAAUUCUUAUGCUUGACUCUUUAAAAGAAAAAUGGUGGAAACAAGGACUGAACAUGAUAAAAAUAGAUACCUUGGAACAUCUUAUUCCAGAUUUGUGUCAUCACAACCUACUUCAAACUCAAAUGGAGAUAUUGCCUAUAAAACCAGUUCAGCUAGAGUGGUAUCUUGAAAAAGAAAGUGAUACUGUUGUUCAACUCAAAAGCUCUCCUUGUAUGCUUUCUAAAGAGAAUCCUGCAGAUGAUAAUUUCUCACUUGUUCCAAAGAGUCCUUCAAAAAGCAUAUCACAUAUCUGUAUUUCUGAUAUGUGUAUAUCUGUUGAAAAACCAACAGGAGAAGAAAAAACAAGGAAUAAACCAGAACUAGUUUCUAUAACAGUCAGAGAGGGAGAAAGAAAAGAAGCUUUUGAAUCACUACACUACAAAACAUUAACCACUGAGGCAUACACCCCAUCAGAAAAUCAUACUGAAUCUUUUGAAUCUGGUAGAAAAUGUGAGGAUGAUUUGGAUCCUUUGAGCAACUUUAUCAUUCUGAGAAAAAAACAUAUGACCAUCCUGUCAGAACCUGAAGUUAUUGUGGAUGAGGGCCACAAAGAAGGGUAUCUUAAACAAGAAAGUGAUACUGUUGUUCAACUCAAAAGCUCUCCUCCUUGUAUGACUUCUAAAGAGAAUUCUGCAGAUGAUAAUUUCUUACUUGUUUCAAAGAGUCCUUCAAAAAGUAUACUACAUAUUUGUCUUUCUGAUAUGUGUACAUCUGUCGAAAAAACAACAAGAGAAGAAAAAACAAGUAGUAAAACAGAAGAACUAGUUUCUAUAACAGUUGGAGAGGGAGAAAGAAAAGAUACUUUUGAAUCACUAGACUACAAAACAUUAACCACUGAGGCAUACACCCCAUCAGUAAAUCAUACUGAAUCUUUUGAAUCUGGUAGAAAAUGUGAGGAUGAUUUGGAUCCUUUGAGCAACUUUAUCAUUCUGAGAAAAAAACAUAUGACCAUCCUAUCAGAACCUGAAGUUAUUGUGGAUGAGGGCCACAAAGAAGGGUAUCUUGAUCAAAAAAGUGAUACUGUUGUUCAACUCAAAAGGUCUCCUUGUAUGGCUUCUAAAGAGAAACCUGCAGAUGAUAAUUUCUUACUUGUUCCAAAGAGUCCUUUAAAAAGUGAACCACAUAUCUGUCUUUCUGAUAUGUGUACAUCUGUGGAAAAGCCAACAAGAGAAGAAAAAAUAAGGAGCAAAACAGAAGAAUGCGUUUCUAUAACAAUUGGAGAGGGAGAAAGAAAAGAUACUUUUGAAUCACUAGACUACAAAACAUUAACCAUUGAACCAUACACCCCAUCAGUAAAUCAUACUGAAUCUUUUGAACCUAGUAGAAAAUGUGAGGAUGAUUUAGAUCCUUUGAGCAACUUUAUCAUUCUGAGAAAAAACCAUAUGACAAUUCUGUCAGAACCUGAAGUUAUUGUGGAUGAGGGCCACAAAGAAGGGUAUCUUGAUCAAAAAAGCGAUACUGUUGUUCACCUCCAAAGCUCUCCUUCUUAUAUGACUUCUAAAGAGAAAUCUUCAGAUGAUAAUUUCUCACUUGUUCCAGAGAGUCCUUCAAAAAGUGUACCACAUAUCUGUCUUUCUGAUAUGUGUACAUCUGUUGAAAAACCAACAAGAGAAGAAAAACCAAGGAGUAAAACAGAAGAAUUAGUUUCUAUAACAGUUGAAGAGGGAGGGAAAAAAGAUACUUAUGGAUCACUAGACUAUAAAACAUUAACCAUUGAACCAUACACCCCAUCAGUAAAUCAUACUGAAUCUUUUAAACCUGGUAGAAAAUGUGAGGAUGAUUUGGAUCCUUUGAGCAACUUUAUCAUUCUGAGAAAAAAACAUAUGACCAUCCUGUCAGAACCUGAAGUUAUUGUGGAUGAGGGCCACAAAGAAGGGCAUCUUGAACAAGAAAGUGAUACUGUUGUUCAAUUCAAAAGCUCUCCUCCUUGUAUGACUUCUAAAGAGAAUUCUGCAGAUGAUAAUUUCUUACUUGUUUCAAAGAGUCCUUCAAAAAAUGUACCACAUAUCUGUCUUUCUGAUAUGUGUACAUCAGUUGAAAAACCAACAAGAGAAGAAAAACCAAGGAGUAAAACAGAAGAAUUAGUUUCUAUAACAGUUGAAGAGGGAGGGAAAAAAGAUACUUAUGGAUCACUAGAUUACAAAUCAUUAAUAAUUGAACCAUACAACUCAUCAGUAAAUCAUACUGAAUUUUUUGAACCUAGUAGAAAGUGUGAGGAUGAUUUGGAUUCUUUGAGCAACUUUAUUAUUCUGAGGAAAAACCAUAUGACCAUCCUGUCAGAACCUGACGUUACUAUGGAUGAGAGUCACAAAGAAGGGUAUCUUGAACAAGAAAGUGAUACUGUUGUUCAACUCAAAAGCUCUCCUCCUUGUAUGACUUCUAAGGAGAAUUCUGCAGAAUCCAAAAUGAAAAACAAAGAGGAAUAUACUUUGAUUCUCGAAGAAGAAAGUCUUGAUGUUUGUGGAGAGCUAUCCUCUAAAAAGAAUCAAGAAAAGGAAAUAAAUGAUGUCAUUGAAAUUCAAGCAACAGACAGCCAAUGCCAAGCAUAUAACCUUUUAGAAGCAGUUGCGACCCCUUUAUUAAAAGAACUUGCUUGCCAUGAUAGUCUUCCUGCAUCAAACUGGAAAUUUGCCACUCUUGGCUUUGACCAAACUAGAUUUUUCUUAAAGCAACAAGAAAAAAUAAUAAAUGAUGUUUUUCUUCAAGGUAGAAAUGAUGAAAGCGAAGUAAUGUUCAAACAGGCAGCACUGGUCCAUCUUUUGGUAACAAUUCGAGAUAUUCUCUUAAUGUGUACCUUGGACAUAGCAUUGGGAUAUUUACUGAAAGCAAAAGAUGUCUACAAAAGUAUAUUAGGUUCCUGUUUGGAUAAUAUUGGGAGACAGCUUGAGAUUGUACAAUUUAUCAGGAAGAAAAAGCCUGAAACCAACUACAAAGAACAAGAAUUAUAUUGCCAAAUGUUACAUUUGGUACAAACAAACAGUACAGAAGAGCAGCAAUUUAAGAUGUUAAUUAUAACAAGAAUGGACUCAGAUGAUGAACAUUGUUUCCUUGCUGAAAUACUUAGCAAAAUAAAAGGUUUAGAAUGUAUUUCUUUAUCUCCUGAAAAAAGAAAAGUUUUACUGGAAUCCAAAGAUGUUUUAAAUAGCCUCAAGAAGUGUUCCUGUGUGAUUAUACAUAAUCGAUAUAUUGGACCUGAUUUCCCCUGGACUCAGUUCUCAUUCAUGAUAGAAUAUAAUUAUGUAGAAAACUCUUGCUGGACUGAACAUUGUAAACAAUUGGAUAUUCCUUACCUGGCCUUUAAAACAGUUCUCCCAGAAGGAGCUUUUAAAGAAAGUGCCUCACUGGACAGAUUUGGUGGUUUUCUUUUGGAAAUUCAAAUCCCAUAUGUGUUUCUCACAUCUGAAGGAAUUCUUAACACACCAGAAAUACUUCAGCUACUAGAAUCAAACUACAAUAUAACUGUAGUGGAAAGAUGUUGCAGUGAGUCCUUACAGCAGUUUGGGGAUACAGAUCGUUAUGUGGUAGUAACAAUUGAUGAGUGCACAGCCGUAAUUAUUCAGAGUCUGGAAGAGCUGAAUUGUGAAAAGGCAUCAGAUAACUUCAUUUUGAAAUUGAUAGCAUUAUCAAUUCAAUAUAGCUAUUGUUGGAUCAUUUUAUACUCCAAGGAAAGACUGAAUUCAGAGUACUGCCUUAAAGGAAAAACGCUUCAUCACCUAGCACUGAUCUAUGCAGCUUUGGUUCCAUUUGGGUCGAAAUCUGAAGAAUUGGAAGUGAAGCUUGUUAUUAUGCCAGGAGUAGAAGAAACUGCACAGCUAAUUCGCCAAAUUGCUGACCACGUCUUGAUGUCCUCUAAGAGAGAGCCUCAUGAAUGGCUGGACAAAUCUUGGCUUUCAAUCUCACCAUCUGAAGAUGAAAUGUGUUUACUUGAUUUUCCAUGUAUCAAUCCCUUGGUGGCUCAGCUUAUGUUAAACAAAGGCCCUUCACUGCCUUGGCUGCUAUCUGCAACUUUUGAUCAACUUCAAGGACUUUUACCUGAAGUUCCCUCCAAAGUGUUAAAGCACUUUGUUGAGAUUACUUCUUUGUUCAAGAUUGACUCAUCCCUCACAAAGUCACCUUUAAUUUCAUCAUCUCAAGAAAAUGUAUAUCAACCUGGCACCAUCUCUUCUCAGUGUUCAACCUCAAGUUCUCCAGCAUUCAUCAUUCAAGGACAGGAUGAGUAUUAUUGUUAUCCAGAAUUAUAUGAAAAAGUUCCUAAAGAUGCAAGUCCCUCUUCAAGUUGUACCACUUCUCUCAUAGGCCUAAGUGAAAUGGAUUGUAUUUUACCAUCUUCAAAAUCUUGUGAACAGAUGAACUACUGGGAAAAUUCCAAUUUGAACCCAAAGCAACUACAAAAUACUGAUUUUUUUAAUAACAUAGAAUCCAGAAGAAUAUCUGGUACUUCCUUCCCAAGACAGGAUGAUUCAGACCCAGAUGAUGUCUUUUCUGCAGUACUAGCUCAAAUAAAUUAUGAAGCAAGAAUGACUGAGAGUGUUGCUAACUCUGAUUGCAUAAACUACAAGGAACAAAACAUGCAUACAACAAAAGGAAAAAUAAGAAAAGAAUUGGAUUCCCCCAUCUUUUUACUAGGGAAUUCUGGGUAUCCUGCAACCCAGAAUUUUAAGAGCAAUAUAUUAAAAUCACAAAUCCAUCCUCCCAAAUUGCAGUACUGUAGAGAACAAAGUUCAUAUGAUGCAUGGCUCUUUAAAAAAGAUAAUUUAAAUACAGCCUCUACCUCCUUUAUGUUUCAACAAAAUUAUCAAUCUGGUGAAUUAAAAGAUUUCAUAUAUGACAGGCUAGAUGCUCAGACAGAUAAGGCUUCCUGGAAAGAAUUAUCAGCUUUCUCCAGUGUGAAUUCAUUUGCACAUAAUUGCAGUACCUAUAAUUUAAAUGCAACUUCAGAAAAAUUCAAUAAUCUGUUUGUCCAGCAAACAUCUGGGAGAUAUUCAGGACAGAAGAGAACUUCAUUGAAUUUAGCAGAGAAUAAAACAUUAACAGAUUUGAUAUAUUCACAGAGACCCCAAAUCAAAAGAAGGCGUCUUAUGUGUGAAAAAGUCCCUGGAAGAAUCGAUGGCCAAACACGCCUUAAGUUCUUUUGAAGAAACAUGGGGCCAGUUUCUACAUUGUGAAGAGUUUUGGAAUAUAAUUCUGUGUGAAGGAAGCACUAUUCAAAUGUCAAUAUGAUUUAAGAAAAGGUUUUUCUCUGUAUUCUCAAUGUUUUAAUGAAAUUAAAUUUCCAAGAAAUAUAUAUCACCAUCUCCUAUAAUUUACAUUUUGUUAAAUAAUUAUUUAUAUUUAUCAAUUACAUUAGUAACUCUCACAAGCUUCAAAGUAAGUUUCCAGAAUUCAAGUAAUUUUAGAGAAUAAAUUUAUUCAUUAUCCAAAACUUUAUGCCUCUGACAUGGAGUAAAGAAAGUGAAGCCCAGUGUAAAAGGUAAAAUAAAAAAGAAGUUUAAAAAAAAAGUAAGUAAAAAAGAAAGACCAGAGCCAUCCCUCUAGAGAUAAGGAAAUGACUAAAACUUGACUGGAAAGUUUUUAAUUUAAUUUUAACAUUUUUAAUCUGCAACUUUAUAAUGGCUCCUACUAAAAGCAUACAAUAAGAAAAAUCCUGUGAUUCCUAAUAAUAGUUUUUGAAAUAAUCUUUUCUAAUAGGUGCUGCUUCCCAGGCAUUUCCUUUCCAAGUUUCAGGCAAAAUACAAUGUUGCCCCAGUUCUUUGUGUUCUUGCUUUAUCUCAAAUGAGAUAACAUAUGCAAAGUUCUGUGCAAAACUUAAAGCAGUAUGUAAAUGUUAGCUAUCCCAAAGAUCUCAGAAAGUUGGUCACAACUUUUAGGAUUUUGGACAAUGCUGGAAAAAGGUAAGGACUUAUGAAAUGGUGAUGAAACUUGUAAGGUCUGAAGAACUGGAAUUAUUAGGAUUUACACUUUUCCCCAGUUUUAAAAGAUUGUUCCUUAGUAAAUCUACUGUUUCAUGGGUCUCUAGCAUAAGAUAUGAUAUUAGAAUUAGAAUUCCUCAUAACAGUUUAGAAUAGCUUAAAAAAUACUUUUUUAUCCAAGCAUUUGAAGAUGUCUCAUAGUUUCUGGGUUACUAAAAUACCAUAAAUUGAUAGGUCCUCAUAAUUAUACAAAAUAAUCCCCUUCUGCAAUGUAUUUUGGGUGUGCGGUUUGCUUAGAAUUUCCACUUUUGCAAAGCAUCAAUUUGCCCUAUGGCCUGCAAUUUUGGAUGAUUCAAUUAUGAGGACCAAAAUAUCAAAUACAAGUAACUAAAUUAAAUUAAACAACAGAUGUUGCUAACAAUUAUCCUUUUCAUAAAAUGAGCCUUGUUGAUAUGAUAUGCCAACGAUAACUGAGUAGGAUAACAGAACACUCCUGGAAAAUAAUAAUUUAAUUAUUUCUUGAACAAAGAUAAUGCCAUUCCUCCUUACCAAGAUUUCUAAUACUGAAUAUUUUUCUUGACAAUAUUAUUAAAACAAAGUUCAAAUAUAUUUAAAAAUGUGAGGAAAAUCAAGAAGGCUUGUGUUUUGCCUUGCAAAAUUAUAACACAAUCAGCUUUCUUUUUCUCAUUUA
Sarcophilus harrisii (Tasmanian devil) is the source of this 7983-nucleotide messenger RNA. RefSeq names its product shortage in chiasmata 1 (gene SHOC1). NCBI's taxonomy places the organism in Eukaryota, Metazoa, Chordata, Mammalia, Dasyuromorphia, Dasyuridae. The transcript has 33 exons. The record is from RefSeq and is a predicted model, not a curated record. Gene Ontology annotation, molecular function: ATP hydrolysis activity; single-stranded DNA binding. The coding region runs from base 243 to 6518 and encodes 2091 amino acids. Gene Ontology annotation, cellular component: condensed nuclear chromosome. Gene Ontology annotation, biological process: resolution of meiotic recombination intermediates.